AUGAAUCUUCGGCAAAAGUUUAACCUUGCUUCAAGAAUGAUCAGUCUACUUUCCCUUUGGAUUUCAUAAACUUUUGCUUGAUCUAUCUAAGUUGAUUUUUAUUGAUCAUAUCAAGACAAGAGAAAUAUUUUGUAGGCUUUCUAAUCCUUUCUAGAUCUUAAAACCAGCAAGGAUUUUGGUGCUGAAUGGAAACAAUGAACAUUUUUAAGAACAAAGAACUGUAUGCCCUGGUUGAUGGUCAUCUUUGGAGAGAUCAAAGGAAUAUCUGUCAAAGAUUAUGGGAAUGACUCUCACAAGAUUACAUUAUCAAUUCAAUCUAGGGGCCUUGCUGAUCUUAAUUACUUUAUAUAUACAUUGAGCGUAACAAUGUGAUGACUUUUUCUGAUUUUUCUAGAUAUGUAAUGUUAGUUUCAGUUAUUUGCAAAAGGAAAUGGAGAUUUUAUGGACAUUAUCAUCUUACAUUUGACAGUUGCCACAAUCUGCAGUGGCCUACAGUAACCAUGUGACCUUAACUUGCUGUUUGUACUGCCUUAAGAGGCAUUCUAGGGAGAUUUCCUUGGCAAUUCAAGUUCUUCCUCUAGCACAGGCAAUUUGCAAGUAUUGCCAUGAUGUGUGAGGUAAUGCCUACCAUUAGUGAGGGUGACCCCUUAGGGCCACAACCAGGCUCUGAUUCUGAUGCCAACUUUGAACAGCUGAUGGUGAACAUGCUUGAUGAGAGAGAUAAACUGCUAGAGACUCUUCGGGAAACACGUGAGACACUGUCUGUGUCUCAGGGCCGACUGCAAGAGACUUUGCAUGAACGAGACCAAUUGCAGAGACAGUUAAACUCUGCUCUACCUCAGGAAUUUGCAACAUUGACCAGGGAACUCAAUGCAUGUCGAGAACAGCUGUUGGAAAGGGAAGAGGAAAUCUCUGAGCUGAAAGCAGAACGCAAUAAUACGCGGCUUUUGUUGGAGCACUUGGAGUGCCUGGUCUCAAGGCAUGAACGCUCUUUGAGGAUGACAGUAGUAAAGCGGCAAGCUCAGUCUCCAUCAGGUGUCUCCAGUGAGGUUGAAGUUCUGAAGGCCCUGAAGUCUUUAUUUGAACAUCACAAAGCAUUGGAUGAGAAGGUAAGAGAACGCCUAAGAGCAGCACUGGAACGAGUAGCAACACUAGAAGAACAACUAUCCAGUGCCCACCAGCAAGUAAAUGCUCUUCAGCAAGGAUCUUCCCAAAGGGAAGCACCUGUAGGGGAAGAUGAAAAAAGGACUGAUGGCAAAGAAUCUGGGCAAAAAAUGCUUUGGAAGAGACUCCCUAAUGGCUCCAUACACCCAGAUGAUGGGGCAAGUCAGAUUGUGGAAUUGCAGGAGCUUCUAGAGAAACAAAACUUUGAACUAGCACAAACUAAAGAACGGUUAUCCGGUCUGGCUGCCAGUGUUGCUGAGCUUGAAGAAGAUCUAAGCACAGCCAGGAGGGACCUCAUCAAAUCUGAAGAAAUGAGCAACAAGUACCAGAGAGAUCUACGAGAGGCUUUGGCACAAAAAGAAGACAUGGAGGAGAGGAUAACCACCCUCGAGAAACGCUACCUAGCAGCCCAGAGAGAAGCCACUUCCAUUCAUGACCUUAAUGACAAGUUGGAGAAUGAGCUUGCCAAUAAAGAGUCUCUCCAUCGCCAGUGUGAAGAGAAGGCAAGGCAUCUUCAGGAGCUUCUGGAGCUGGCGGAGCAGAAACUGCAGCAGACAAUAAGGAAAGCGGAGACUCUGCCUGAGGUGGAAGCUGAGCUAGCACAAAGAAUAGCAGCUCUUACCAAGGCUGAGGAAAGGCAUGGCAGUAUCGAAGAACGACUGCGGCAACUGGAAACUCAGUUGGAGGAGAAGAACCAAGAAUUGGGAAGGGCCCGUCAACGGGAGAAAAUGAACGAGGAACAUAACAAGAGGCUCUCUGAUACUGUGGACAGGCUGCUGAGUGAAUCCAAUGAGAGACUUCAGCUUCAUCUUAAAGAAAGAAUGGCAGCCCUUGAAGAAAAGAACACGUUGUUGCAAGAAUUGGAAAAUACUCAAAAACAAAUUGAAGAGCAGCAGCAUGACAAGAGGAGGCUGUCUGAUGAAAUUGACAGGUUGAGGCUAGAAAUCGACCAGUUAAAGGCAAGAAGUGGACCUUUACUUGACAGUGUACAUACCAGGUCCCUUGUUGGAAGUACUCCUGAUCUCAGAUAUCCCCUGAGUACUAUGGUCCAUCCAUCCACGGACCCCUUUGCAACACCUUCUAGUCUUCAUCGGGCACCAAAGAGCCGUUUUGUAGCCCUGCAGGAAGAAUCCUCCAAGGAUUGGGAGCAUGGUCAAACAAGUGGCAUCCUGAGUACUUCAGCUCACGCUUUUGAUAGCGACCCAGAGAUUUCUGAUGUUGAUGAGGAUGACCAAGAGACAGUUUUCAGCUCUAUGGACAUGUUGUCUCCCAGUGGUCAUUCUGAUGCCCAGACCCUUGCCAUGAUGCUGCAGGAACAACUGGAUGCCAUCAAUGAGGAGAUUAGAAUGAUCCAGGAGGAGAAAGAAUCAACUGAGCUGCGGGCUGAACAGUUAGAGAGCCGUGUCACCAGUGGUAGCAUGGAAGCCCUAAAUCUGACACAGUUACGCAAGAGAGCAUCCAUCCCCACAUCUUUAACUGCCCUGUCUCUGGCAAGCUCAUCUCCUCCUGUCAGUGGACGUUCUACUCCAAAACUCACCUCUCGCAGCACAGCUCAGGACCUUGAUCGGAUAUGCAGUAUGACCCUGCCAAGUGAUUUGAGGAAACACCGAAGGAAACUACUUUCACCAGCUGGUCGAGAUGAGAGUCGAGAAGAUAAAACAACCAUCAAAUGUGAGACUUCUCCUCCUUCUUCACCCAGAAGCCUUAGGCUGGAGAAACUUGGACAUCCUGCUUUUAGUCAAGAUGAAGGCAAGAGGUACACAUGUCUGGGAAGUUCUCUAGAGGAUCAAGCAAGUAACCCCAGCAGCAGUAAUAGCAGCCAGGAUUCACUGCAUAAAGGCUCCAAGAGGAAAGGCAUCAAAUCUUCAAUUGGACGCUUGUUUGGAAAGAAAGAAAAAGGGCGCUUAAUCCAACUGAGCAGAGAAGGCGCUACUGGACAAGUUUUGCUAACAGAUUCAGAAAUGAACAUACAGGACUCUCUUGGUCUUGGCAAGCUAGGAGCACAAGCAGAAAAAGAUCGACGACUCAAAAAAAAACAUGAACUUUUGGAAGAUGCUAGAAGAAGGGGUAUUCCCUUUGCUCAGUGGGAUGGACCAACUGUGGUCUCCUGGUUGGAGCUUUGGGUGGGCAUGCCUGCCUGGUAUGUUGCAGCUUGCAGAGCUAAUGUGAAAAGCGGUGCAAUUAUGUCUGCCUUGUCAGAUACAGAGAUCCAGAGGGAAAUUGGAAUUAGUAAUGCCCUUCACAGGUUAAAACUGCGCUUGGCAAUCCAGGAAAUGGUGUCUCUCACAAGCCCUUCUGCUCCACCCACCUCCAGAACAUCAUCUGGAAAUGUCUGGGUUACUCAUGAAGAAAUGGAAACCAUAGCUCCUUCAACCAAAAUGGAUACUGAGGAAGGCAGUUGGGCACAGACUCUGGCUUAUGGGGACAUGAACCAUGAAUGGAUAGGGAAUGAAUGGCUUCCUAGUCUAGGUCUACCACAGUAUCGCAGUUACUUCAUGGAAUGUCUUGUGGAUGCACGAAUGUUGGAUCAUCUGACUAAGAAAGACCUUCGAGUACACUUGAAGAUGGUAGACAGUUUCCAUCGAACAAGUCUCCAGUACGGGAUUAUGUGCCUCAAAAGACUGAACUAUGAUAGAAAGGAACUGGAGAAGAGGCGGGAAGAAAGCCAGCAUGAAAUCAAAGAUGUGUUGGUUUGGACAAAUGAUCAAGUAAUACACUGGAUUCAAUCCAUUGGGCUUAGAGAAUAUGCCAACAACAUCAUUGAAAGUGGAGUCCAUGGUGCACUUAUUGCUCUGGAUGAAAAUUUUGAUUAUAAUAGCCUGGCACUUAUUUUACAAAUUCCCACUCAGAAUACUCAGGCACGACAGGUGAUGGAGAGAGAAUUUAACAAUCUUCUUGCCUUGGGUACUGACAGACGACUUGAUGAUGGUGAAGACAAGACAUUUCGGCGAACUCCUUCUUGGCGAAAACGUUUCCGCCCUCGAGACUUUCAUAGUAUCACCAUGGUUAGUGGAUCAGCAGAAACCCUUCCUGCAGGUUUUCGAGUGACCUCUUUGGUGCCUCUGCCACCUCCUUCAGCACCACCGAAGAAAAUGCCACCAGAAGUUGGUGCACCUGGGUCCCAAAGGUUGGAAACAUCCACAGUCCGGACAUAUUCCUGCUGAAAUGCAAUUUCCAGUGGGAAUUGGCCAAGGCUCCAGCACAUUCCCACUAUCUUUAUGGUUAUACGCUGGCUGCUUUCCGGGAGUAGGAGAUUAUGCCUGCUCCUUUAGCUCCAAAGAACAGAAGCUACUGGUCAAUCCUUUUAGGCCUCAUGGCCAGCAGAACUUUCUUCUUCCUGCUUGUAUACAACCCUUUGAUCUCCUGUUUGGUAUCAUUAAAUCCCAAUCAAAUCUUUUCCCUUGGCUUUAAAGAUACCCUCAUUGAGAAAGAGAACAGGCUUCUCUGUCUCUAAGUCUGCACUAUGUAUGACACCAUGAUUUGACAUAGGUUUGGUAAGAAGUGGGUGCACCUUAAUGCUGGUCUGCAGCAGUUCCUGCACCAUUGUCUGCCUGUGCUACACUCUGCCAUUAUGCCUGAGAGCAGCAGAAGCUGCUUGUUCCUACUGUACAGUUUGGACCUAAUAAGACAAUCACCAAGAAACAAGGCAAAUGAAGAUGGGAAAACCCAGCUCUGAACUCUUCCUCAGGUGCAUUGGGCUUCUGCUGGAGCUUCUCAUCGCACCACAAGACCACGGACAACAUAGGUCCUCAGUUAAGAAAUACCCAGGCUAGAAACAAAAUGGACUGGUGCUUGAUGGAGAGAAGGGAGAGGUUGGUUACCAAGCAAGUUUUGUAUGGGCUUUUCUUAGAUCCCAUGUUCAUGUAUGGAAGAAAAUUAAACCCGAUGAUGGGAAAGCAGAAGAUGUUCUUGGACAUCUCUGUUGGAUCUACCAGGAAUAAUCUAUCUUUUCCACAUAGACAGACAGAAAAAUCCCCUUUCCUUCUCUCUGCAUCUACAGGUAGCCUGUGAUCCCCACAAAAUUUUAGCUGUUACUAUUUCUCUCUCCUAGGGUAGGAUCUGUUUGUCUCUUCAUGAUGCCUUUUGCCUUGUGUGCCCCCCUAUUACUGAUGUGGUAUUUCUUGGUGGCUGGAAUGCCAUAUAUUCAUACAGUGCUGUUUGAAAGUGCAAUAUCCAAGAGACUGUACAGUUGCAAUGUCUUUUUUGGUGUACAACUUGCCUAAUACAGUAUUAAAUAUUUUUUUAAUUUACAAAGUAAGUGAUCCCUUUAUAUGAAUAAUCUC
Molecule: messenger RNA, 5447 nt
Organism: Thamnophis sirtalis
Lineage: Eukaryota; Metazoa; Chordata; Lepidosauria; Squamata; Natricidae
Source: RefSeq, a predicted model, not a curated record